AUGUCCAGCGGGAGCGGCAGCUCAAGCUUCUUCGCUGCAGCCUUCGCCAGCACGAUGAACUGCGGGAUGGCGAACUCCACGAGGGUCUUCGUACACACCACGUCACGUUCACCUUUAUCCAUCUGUUCUGACUGCUUGCAGGGUCCCUCUCGAGGAGAUCGGCCCCAACAGGAGCCGAUUCCCGAGGAGGCCGCGCCAGCCACCGGCGAGGAGAAAGGUGCUACCCCCGAGGGGACAGAGAACGGGAGCGACGACGACGACAACGACGGCGACGAAGGGGAGUGGGGCAACGAGAGCGAACGGCAUGUCAUGUACGAGUUGCUCGACGGCUUCCGGUCACAGAACGUGUCCGCGGACGAUCGGCACGCGCGCAUGACCUCCGCUGGGGGCCAGUUUGCUGACAUGCUCUCACGCCACUGGACGGAGAAGUCCACUCCACCCGAGUGGCUGGUGUCCCUCUUCCGCCCCACCGCACCUCCCACCACCACGACUCCGGCUUCUGCAGAGGAAGUGGCUCAGGUGAAUACUUCUUCGACAGCACGUAGCAGUAUAUACCAGUUGAGGGAAAUCAGAGCAGUGGAGGUAGCACCUGCCCCGACCUAGUUCUCCGUCAACCAAUCUUGCCUACUGUCACUCAGAACACACCUGUCCAUCCUCGGAACCUAGCCCCUGGUUUAGCAUCUACUCCGGAUAGCCAGAAUAGUGAUUACAGGCGUAGCAACCCUGUCGCACCCGAGUCGGCAUCUACUCCGGAUAGCCAGGACAGCACAUACAGGCCUAGCAACCCUGUAGCACUGUCUACGCCCCAACUGGCGCAUUUUUCUAUGCCCACAAGCACCCCUACCUCAACACAUACAUCGGGACACACCCAGAAAUUUACUUUUCGCCAGAACGACCUUCCGAAAGAAAUAUCGUUUUCGGGGAAACCAGGAGAUUCCGAUGUCGUUGAAAUACUGACCAGAUACCGAGCACGUGUGAAACUAGCCUCUGUGGCAGCAGACGACCCGGCCGAAUCUGUGGUAGACCAAAGCGCGAUUCCAUUCCUCCCCUUCGUCGUUCGAGGCCAAGCCUAUGACACUCUAGUGGAACUGGUUAGUGGUACUCUCGAAUGGCGAUCGGCACACCGGUUGACCGCACUCCGGAAUGCAGGACAAGUUGUCAGGCCACGAGCACCGGCAACUUGGGAUGAAUACUGUCAAGCUUUCACCUUUCAUUUCUCCGCGCCCAACCGCAUUGCGAUACUAGCUAGAGAAAUAGCCGUUCUCAGGCAGGAAGGAGAGACGACAGUGGACGGGUUUGCGCUCAAAGUGACUCAGGCCCGCACACGCCUCCUUGCAGAGGCUGCUCGCUCAGGUCCCUCCCACAUUAGCCACUACGAACACGCAUGGGACGUUUUCAUGACUGCCACAUUUGAGAACGGCCUGAAACCUCACAUUAGAGUAGAGUGUGUUCGAGAGGACCCUCCAAACUCAUUUCAGGACGCAAGACUUCGCGCGAAAAAACACGAGGCAAAUAAUCUGAGAGGCGUAGCGUCACCCAUAUCCGACACCGUAUCUGCUGUCGCGUACCCUGAACCCCCACAGCUGAAGCAGACUGUGUCCUCAAACACGGCGGUCGAUAGCACACCAUUAGCUGAAGAAACUCAUGUAGCACAGGAUGCCCGAGUUGAUUUAGCCCCGUAUGUGCAUGACAGUAGCAAAUCGAGGGAAUCAUUUUUUCCUCGGGUGAGAGGUGGUGAUGUGACGUCCGUUCAAGAUUUUAGCAGUAAUUCUGAGACAUCGGUAACAGAUUCUGCCCAGGCACCGUUUCAUAGUCGGUCAAGUAGCAAAGCAGGGAAAAAUAGGAAGAACAAACGCACUCGUGCGCCGACUUCUAAGUUAGCCCCGCAAGCUGAAUUUGUACUGACUGGUAGUAUGCCAUUUAAUCAUAACACGGAAAGACGUGCCUCUGUUUCAAGUGCAACGAGUGGUGGACCCACUUAUGCGGCGUUUCAUGCGUCAGCACUGAGUAAAUAUCCACAACAUCCGAAUGCGUUAAAUUCGUCCUCCAAGAGAGUGCGAAUUCCUGCCCGAGUUUGUAAUCACGCUGUGUCUGACCUCACUAUCGACACAGCAGCUGAUGUACCGUGUAUAUCAGCGUCUUGUAUUAAAUCGCAUCCAGUCCUGCAACGUUUACCUCUGAAACCUGUGCCUCCUGGCGCAAUUCAGUUGAAUAGUGCAGACGGCUCAGCGUUAAAAAUCCUAGGAUACAUCCGUUUUAAGCUCACACUGGGAGACAUAACACUACCAGUGGAGGCUCUCGUGUUGCCCAACCUAGGUCCGGAUAAGAUGUUGCUCGAUAAUAGCAUUAUGAAUGCCUUUGGUGCCGUCCUUGAUUGGUGCGGUGAGCAACUUUCAUUUAAAAAUUCAACACGAAAAAUUCCGGCAACUCACAGACGUACGAAUAGUCAAGUGGACACCAAUAAUGAUGCCCCAGCGCAAAUUUCCAUAGUGACGCUUGACCCAUCGAUAGGAGCGGUGCCCGUAUAUCUCUCUAAGAGAUUA
Messenger RNA from Ectocarpus sp. CCAP 1310/34, 2543 nucleotides. The record is from the annotation of a GenBank genome assembly. Lineage: Eukaryota; Phaeophyceae; Ectocarpales; Ectocarpaceae.